GCGUUGCGGUGCGACACGAUGGUAAUCGCACGUUCGUGACUGUAGCCUGAAAAUAUUUUUGCGGAUGACGUUUUCUCUCGCGCGGCCGAGAUCAUCGGAGGGACGAUACGUUUUACGGUUGUUAUUACGCGUCUGACGUGCGCGCGGGGUUCAGCGUUAUUAUCCGCGGUGUUAUCGCCGGGCGGACUUGUGUGCAAUGGAGAGUAUAUUUCACGAGAAGCAAGAGGGAUACCUGUGCGCCCAGCACUGCCUGAACGCGCUUCUACAAGGCCCGUACUUCAACGCCGUCGAUCUGGCAAACUUCGGCCACCAGAUGGACGAGGAGGAGAGGAUCCGGAUGGCCGAGUCGGGCGUUGACAGCGAGGAUUACAAGCUGUUCCUCGAGCAACCAUCGGGAAACAUGGACGACAGCGGAUACUUUUCAGUUCAAGUUAUUAGCAGUGCUUUGAAAGUUUGGGGUUUAGAACUGAUUCCAUAUAACAGCACGGAACCGACAGCUUUACUGGCACAGAACGAUCCUUCUGGCGAUGUAAUUUUCAGGCGGAUGAGAGCGUAUAUUUGUAAUUAUAAGGGACAUUGGUUUACAAUAAGAAAACUCGGAAGUCAGUGGUUUAAUUUAAAUUCAAUGCUUAGCGGACCCCAGCUUAUAUCAGACACAUACCUCACAAUGUACCUAGCUCAAUUAUUACAAGAAGGUUAUUCUAUUUUUAUUGUUAUCGGCACCUUUCCGCAAUGUCCCGCCGAGGAUGUACUUCUGAAAAAUCCCAUAGUUGCGACGAAAAACAAUUCAAACUCGGAGUCGAAAACCACGUCGAAAGGCAAUCGCUUAGGCACCAAGCUAGAAGACGAAAUCUUGAAAACCGCUCUUGCGAUGGGUGAAGUGAAGGUCCCGCAAUCCUCGAGUGCAAUCAGCGACGUGUCCUCGUUCUCGCACAAACCUGGACUAUCCACGGACGAACCUCGCGAAAGGAUAAUCCCCAUAAGAAUUGAGGGCAGGGAAGAGAAGAGCGACGAGGAGGAGGACGAAAAUGUGCAAUUAGCUAGGGCCCUGCAAAUGAGUUUGCAGAAUGACGAGGACGAUGUGGACAAGACGCUAAAAUUGAGACUGGAUCUUCACACCGACGACAAGACGACGCAUUUAAAAGAGAUGGCGAACGACACCGACGAGGAUGACGAGCUGAGACGAGCGCUGCAGCUGAGUCUCGAGUGUGUCACCGCCCCACCAACCCCCGAUCCCGAAGAUCUACGCUGGCGUCGGCUGAAUCACUUCGGCAUCUACACAAGGGCGUCCAACAGUGAGACCCCCGCGAAGCUGAACACUUAACAAUAAGCAUGAACUCUGCACAAAAAAUGUCUAUUACUAAACUGACCGUUGUAUUAUAAAUUAUACGACCGAGUGAUUGAGCUCGACAAGGUAUGUCACUUUGUACACUAAUAAGAUAAGAGAGACACAUGUCAGAGGGGAUCGAUGUUCUUCUUCUGGUUCCUUCACUUCUGGGUCGUUGAAGCUGAGCGGAGCUCUUGUUGAUGUCUCGUUGAUUCUCUCUUUCUCUCAACUUUGUUAUACUAAUCGUUCUCGGAAUAAAACCGUUUGAGCAAGAAAUCUGCCAUUACUGACCAA
This is a messenger RNA of Temnothorax curvispinosus, 1621 nucleotides long. RefSeq names its product ataxin-3-like. NCBI's taxonomy places the organism in Eukaryota, Metazoa, Arthropoda, Insecta, Hymenoptera, Formicidae. Gene Ontology annotation, biological process: protein deubiquitination. Gene Ontology annotation, cellular component: nucleus. The coding region runs from base 197 to 1324 and encodes 375 amino acids. The record is from RefSeq and is a predicted model, not a curated record. The transcript has 5 exons. Gene Ontology annotation, molecular function: cysteine-type deubiquitinase activity.